Prunus armeniaca (apricot) is the source of this 1104-nucleotide messenger RNA. NCBI's taxonomy places the organism in Eukaryota, Viridiplantae, Streptophyta, Magnoliopsida, Rosales, Rosaceae. The record is from the annotation of a GenBank genome assembly.
AUGGCCGCACCAGAACCCCCUCUUUGCUAUGUGGGUGUGGCCAGAAAAUCCGCUGCUUUCCGCCUCAUGAAACAAAUGGGGUGGGAAGAAGGAGAGGGGCUUGGGAAAGACAAGCAGGGGAUCAAAGGCUAUGUUAGAGUCAAAAACAAGCAGGACACUACUGGUGUUGGUGUGGAGAAGCCCAACAAUUGGGCAUUUGAUACAACCCAAUUUGAUAGUAUCCUCAAAAGAUUGAAAGUGCAAUCAGCGGAACCUAGCGAUGAAGUUGCUGGGAAGAACACCACUCAAGUGGAAAGUGAUACUGAAUUGCCUACUGAUGUUAAGGAACCAGUUGUGAAGUUUACUCGGCCACAGGGAAGAUAUAAGAAAAGAGAAAGAGGAAAGCUUGUUAAUGCUUAUUCUGCUAAGGAUAUUGAAGGAAUCCUUGUCAGAAGGGCGGAGUCUCCAGAGAUAAAUUUUGAUCUGGGUGGAGAAGUGGAGUCAGAGAAGGCAUCUGAGAUUCAAGUUAUAUGUCCUCCUGAAGGAAAUGCAUGUAAAGAGCUUCCUCCAAAUUGGUGGGGCCAUAAAUAUGGGUUCAUCCCUGGGGGUUUGCUUGGAGCAGAGUUGAAAAGAAGAAAAUCAGAAAAGUCUCAAAGUAAUGAGAGGACUAUGUUUUACGAGGACGAUCAAGUAAAUCUUUACAAUCUUGUUCAGGAUAAAUCUACAACUGGAAAGCAAGGACUAGGCAUUAAGGACCGUAAAAAGAAAAUAGCUGGUUGCUACUUUGAGGGAAAAAAAACGUCAUUUAACGAUAGUGAUGAUGAAGAUUCUGCUGAUCUUGGAUCUCCUGUGAAACAAAAAGGAGAUGACUCUUUGAAAAUGGGAAGUGCCAAUGAACCAAAAGUAAAGCUGAAAAAUCUUUGUAAACAGCUCCUUCGUCAGGCACCUGGAGAGUCAUUGAAGCUUAAAACAUUGAAAGCUUUGAUUGACGAACAUUCAUCUUCUGUUUUCUCCAAUUUUUCUUCAAAGAAAGAUGCGCUUGCUUACUUGAGAGAAAAGCUGGAAGGCAACAACAAGUUCAUGGUGGAAGGAAAAAAAGUGAGUCUCACAUCGAGGAGGGGCUGA